Messenger RNA from Anopheles moucheti, 5045 nucleotides. RefSeq names its product toll-like receptor 6 (gene Gp150). Gene Ontology annotation, molecular function: protein binding. Gene Ontology annotation, cellular component: extracellular matrix. The record is from RefSeq and is a predicted model, not a curated record. The coding region runs from base 428 to 3796 and encodes 1122 amino acids. The transcript has 10 exons. NCBI's taxonomy places the organism in Eukaryota, Metazoa, Arthropoda, Insecta, Diptera, Culicidae.
UUUCGAAGUGAGCGCACGCGUGUGUUGCGCGUUCCUUACCGAACGCAUUUUUUUCGCACCGAUUGGAAAAACUUCCGAUUCGGUUCGGUUUUCAAAAGUACAGUGUUAAGCAAAAAAGCGUAAAACAGCGAUAUAGCGGUUCGACCAAAGUUCCCCAUCCACCGAUAAAGAUAAGCAGCGAGUGAUCGACGGCGACUAGCAAUUUCCGGAGUUACACCGUCGACAGCAGUCCGUCUGGGCUUGUGUUUGUGCAAGUAGUUAGUGUGACAAAUCCACAGGUGUGAGUGCUUUGUCUGUGUGUGUGUCUGUGCGCGAGUGCGUACGAGUAGUGUGGAAAGUUACGCCGUAUCGAAAAAUUCAUCGUCUUUCCCACGUCUACUGCUGCAGCUGGAGGAGUAGAGCUCCCCAGAAAGGUUCAAUCCACACGAUGAGAUGCCAGUACCUACUGGUGGUCACGGUAGCGCUAUGCGCGCUGACCGUGCACUCCAGCCCGGCCCUCAAGUCGGAUCUGCCGAAGGCGCAGGAUCCACUGUUCAAUAAAAUGCUCGCCGAAAGCACCCGCAUCGUACCGGAUGCACACGAUCCACACUACAACAAGAUGCUGCCGGAGAUGGAGGAAAAUCUGAUCGACAGCGAUAGCGACGAUGACGAGGAGGACGAUGCAAUUCUACCGAAAAAGGCCGCCGAUUUGAAUCCGAUGUACGCGCAAAGAGGCAAACAGGCAAAGCCGGAAGCGUCUACCAUUGGUUCGGUGGCUAUCAACAAGGUAAAAAUCAACGAAGAUAUCGAUAGUUACGAGGAGGUAUUGCUGAAGGGUAACGGCAAAAACGUGGACAUUGAUGAUUCGUAUCAAGUGGAGGAUUUAAGCAGUGAUUCUAUGGCCUUCGAUGAUGAUAAUCCUUCCAAAUCUACCACCGCUAAGCCCACUGCUAAGACCACCGUUAAAACGGAAGACGAAGACAGUUCCGAUGAAUACGAUGAUGAUGAAUCGGACGAAAUAGAUUUCUCCGGUGUAGCCAAACUUAUGGCUCCAACACUUAAACCGGUACCAGCGGAGGAGUCGACCAAAUCGUCACCAUCGAGCACGACUGUGAAACCGAAGAGUGCCAUAAAUGGUAAGCAGACGGUCGACCAGCAAAAUGCACGUGACCAGUACGAUGAAGACGAUGACGAUGACGAGUAUGACUACAUCGAGUACAAUUAUGACGUUGAUGAUGACGAUGAUGACAAUAAUGAAGACGAUGAUGAAGAUGAUGAUGACCAGGAAAAAUUGCCGAUAAAGAUGCAAAAGAAGAAGAAAGCCGGUAACAAUGUAAACAACGAAGCGAAGAAGCAAACCAAACCAGUUAAGAAGGCAAAGGAUCAGAACAAGACUGCCAGCAAGGCUAAUGACGAAUACUAUUACUACGACGAUGAUGAGGACGAUGAUGACUACGAUGUGGAGGCAUCCAACAGUACGUACUGUCCGCGGGGAUGUAUCUGCGAGCGCAACAUGCACGCAUACAUGGUUGCCACGUGCAGUCGCUUGGAUUUGGAGACGCAAAAGUUUACCUCCCACAUCACCGAUCUGCAGGUGUUGGACGUUGGACCCAAGUACCCGAUCGAGCUGGGACCGGAAUUCUUCAAAAAGAUUGGUCUCAGCCAUGUCGUCUCGAUCAAAAUCACCAACUGCACAAUCGUGUACAUAAGCCCCCAAGCGUUUGCCGGGCUGGACGAACUGUACUCGGUGAAUCUCACCAAUUCCGGCAUUGACAUUAUUCAUCCGGAUACGUUCGCGAACAACACGAAGCUGCGCUUGCUGACACUGUCGGGCAAUGAUUUGAGCGCUAUGCAAAGCGUGAACCACAACACCCCGUACAUGGACUACAUGCUGAAGGCACCGACCGUGGAGGAGCUGGACAUUUCGCGCUGCAAGCUGCACGAACUGCAACCGAACGCGUUCAAUGAGCUGAAGAACAUCAUCUACAUCAACCUGGCCGAGAACAACCUGAGCAACCUGCCGGAGGGCAUUUUCGACAAUGUGGAAACCAUCGAAGAGCUGGACCUUUCGAUGAACAACAUUGCCGAGCUGCCGAAGAACAUCUUCGCAAAGACGUCGCUGGCGAUCCUGCACCUGAAACACAACAAGAUCAGCAACAAUGUGGAGUUCGUGACUUCCGAUCUUCAGAAGCUUGACGUGAGCUUCUGCCAGAUUCGAACGAUCAACAACCAGAUGUUCCGGGGCAUGGAAGGACUCACCAACCUGAUUCUGAAGGGUAACCACAUCGAGAAGAUCAAGCCGAUGGCAUUCGUCUCGCUGAGCAGCUUGCGUCAGAUUGAUCUGUCGUACAACAACCUGGAGCAAAUAUCCGCCCAAACGUUCAUCGGUAACAAGAUGCUGGAUAUCAUUCGCAUGAACAACAACCCGCGGCUGAAGCGUCUACCGAACGAGGGCUUCGAUAGUUCGUACAACGGUACGUUCAACGUGUACUUCAUGGACAUCUCGAACUGCGACAUUUCCGAGCUGGCCGAUAACACGUUCAAAACGAUGCCACAGCUGACGCGACUGAACUUGGCCUGGAACAAUCUGCAAACCAUUCGGCCACCGGUGAUGGCCCACCUGAGCAAGCUGAUGGAUUUGGAUCUGAGCAACAACAUGAUCACGGAGUUGGAUGAGAAAACAUUCCAGAACAAUCGCAAUCUGAACACCUUGAACCUGUCCGGUAAUCAAAUCUCAAGCCUGACCAGCAAGAUAUUCCACCCGCUGCAGUAUCUCAGCGAGUUGGACAUCAGCGAUUGUGACCUGCGCACCAUCUGGGACGAUUCGUCCGUCAAGGCGAAGCGCGAGGAGGUACUUCCGAACCUGAAGCGUCUGAACGCGUCGUACAACGAGAUCGCAGAAGUGUUUGUGUCGGAUCUGGAAACGAUGGCCAAGCUGCGCGUACUCGACAUGCGUAACAACUCCUUGAGCUGCAACGAUCGGUUGCCAACGCUAAUCGAUUGGCUGCAAAAGAAGCAGAUCUCGAUGGCCGAUAACGCACAAGACCACGUGACACACGCUGAAAUGAAUGUUCUGCGCACGGACAACUCGGCAACACUGAAGCAGUGGGGACAGUUUGCCUGGGAAAUCUGCCAGGGUGGUAGCGGUAAUCCUGAUAAUACGCUAUCGUACAGCGAAACGGACGAUGAGUAUGAUGAUGAUGAUGAUGAUGAUGACGACUCCGAGGACGCUGACGCGGAUGUGCUGGCGGAGGCAAACGCCAAAUCGAACAAGAUCGUAGACAGCAAGAACGAGCUGGAUGAAUACUCGAGCGAGUCGGUGGAUAACGAUAGCGAGGAUAACGAUAACGCGGACAGCGAAGAGGACGAUGAUGACGACGAUGAGGAUGAUGAUGACGAGGACGAGGAAGUGCAGGAGCGCGAAAACAUCCUUGAUGCCGCGAACGGAAUUCAGCGGAUUGAGCAGGAUAUCCUCACCGGCAAGCACAGCACCAACGAUGAGGACGACGAGGACGAUGGUGAAUACGAGGAUGACAACGAGGGCACGAACGUGGAUGAGGUCGUCAUACUGGAAAACGCGUCCAUGUUCGCAAUUUCCACUGUCGCGCUGAUGGUUGGUUGUAUCGUGGUCGGCAGCUUGAUACUGGUGUUGCUGGUGGCGAGGAUCGUCGCCCUGAUCUUCAAGCGACGCGGCGAACGCUACCGCCAGGCGCUGCUUGCAUCGAAGAACUCGUUCGUCUACCAAAAGCUGACGGAAGAUAUUGCUACACCGAAGACCCCAAAGGUCCACCGGUACGAACCGAUCAACCAGGUGUAAAUGUGAGCAGUUUUGGGUGGAAACAUUAGAAGGUGGAGAUUCCAUGCGCGAACACACUCACACAUACACACACACACACACCACGCACAAAGUCAACAGGAAGCACGUGGUGUGCUCUUAGAUUUCGUAAACAUGCAGCAGUAAUACAGUCUGUUAUAGCAGCAGCAAACAAUACAAUAUGCAUACUUAAACGCAACACAAGAUCAAGGGGCUUCCCGGUCAAUGGUAACGCCCAGUUGGGCAAACGUGUCUCGUGUAACAGCUAUGAUGUACUUAUCGGACAGUAAGCAAAUAACAGAUCGGGCAGCUAACGAUGCAGAUAUUUUUUUUUUUUGCUAUUUAUUAAGUUCUUACUUUCUAACCAUCGAAGCAGCAUUGAUUUCAAAUACUUCCUUUCCCUUGAUGGUGAUCGUCAAGAUGAAGUUCCAUCUUGCUUGGCAGACUUGCCCAAGGUAGCUUUGUUUGCGAUUCCAACUGUAAUGUACGUUCGGCGAUCAAUGAGACGAUGGCUUGCAGCCGACUAAAAAGUGCAUCGUCUCGGACGGUUUCUGCUACCCCCACGUAUCGAUCCGCUUAAGGAGCCUUCAUUGUAUACUACUACGUGCGAGUACACCGCUCCCGCCGGUAGCAGUUGUGUAGUGGUAGCUUAGUUUUGUUUAGUGCUAUGUAUACUUUUUUACAUGUUUUUGGAUCAUCGUCUGAACAACAUUCCUAGUUCCGUUUGCAAAAACAAAAAAAAACACACAAGAAAACAAAAAAAAACUUUUUGUUCGCGUGUAACGUUGAUGGAGCAAAGUGAAGUUACAUACAACGUGAAAUGGAACAAACGUGAAUCGGUCAUAUUUAUAAACGUGCACCACAGAACAGGCUUCGUUUCAGUGCCAUUUUGUUUUCGCGAAACCACAUCGGGAAGUAACACACCGAACGCAGUAAAGCGCAUCAUCUUCGAUCACCGGAAGUAUUCGGCUUAAUGCCGGUGGGCAGCAUCAACAGAUAUACCCCCCAUCUUUCCAAUAAAAAGAAAACAAUAUUUCGAUAGAAUCGCGCUAUACGCACGAACAUCAUAUGCACACAGAAGAUCAGUAUCGUAACAUAUCCGUCUGCAUUUCAGAGAAACACAAAAAAAUGUCCAAAAUCCGCAGCAAUAGAGUAUUUACAUUUUAAUUCUGCUAUUUUUAAAUUAUUGAGGUGUCUACCAACAUAAACCAACAAAAGGAUUUGAUGAAAUAAACGUUUUAUCAGACCGGAA